Molecule: messenger RNA, 1847 nt
Organism: Labrus bergylta (ballan wrasse)
Lineage: Eukaryota; Metazoa; Chordata; Actinopteri; Labriformes; Labridae
Product: sorting nexin-9
Biological process (GO): cleavage furrow formation; plasma membrane tubulation; endosomal transport
Cellular component (GO): plasma membrane; cytoplasmic vesicle
Molecular function (GO): phosphatidylinositol binding; protein binding
Source: RefSeq, a predicted model, not a curated record
UGCUGUUUUGCGGUGUGACGCGGGAGAAGUUGCAGGUUGGUCGCGAGAAGAUGAAACUUUGAUCAAAAUUUGGAGGACAAAACGCUGCUGCUGACGUCAUCAUGGCUCUAGAGGCUCAGGUUCUUUACGACUUCAACGCCGAACCGGGAAACAACGAGCUGUCCGUCCGCCAGGGGGAGACGGUCAUCGUGCUCGACCAGACUGUGGGAGGAGGCUGGAUUGAAGCCCAGGACUCCAGCGGGAGGACCGGCCUUGUACCUGAGGGAUACUUACAGGUCACUGGUGAUGGUGUAGGAGGCGGGGAAUCCUGGUCAGAAGGCGGGGCUUUAGUCAGUAAAACAACAGCAGGAUGGGAUGGUCGGGGGUUAAACACUCAAGCAGAGGUCGAGGAUGAUGACAGCGAAUGGGAUGAUGACUGGGAUGACCAAUCAAUGGGUGGUUACCAUGGCGACGAUAAGGUGGAGGAGGGUGGCGCUUCAGGACUGAGCACCAGCACCUCCACUGUGAAGAUCUCCUUAAACAACAGGUUUCCGUUCUCCAAAGGUCCGAGUCCAGAGGUCUUCUUGUUAGCUAAACCUCCUGCUCACUGCAGAGACAGAUUUCCUGUCUACAUUGAAGAUGUGGGUCCAGUGUGGCUGUACCCAUCGGUUCCUUUGGACUGUUUGAUCGCUGAUCCCAAGAAAGAAUCCAAACUGUACGGCCUGAAGAGCUUCAUUGAGUAUCAGAUCACCCCCAACACUACUUCCAGACCUGUCAAUCAUCGCUAUAAGCACUUUGAUUGGCUGUAUGAACGUCUGCUGGAGAAGUUUGGCUCAGCUCUGCCUAUCCCCCCUCUGCCUGACAAACAGGUCACAGGCCGCUUCGAAGACGACUUCAUCAGGAUGAGGAUGGAGCAGCUGCAGGCAUGGAUGACUCGGAUGUGCCGUCACCCUGUGGUCUCUCAGAGCGACGUCUUUCAGCUCUUCCUCACCUAUGGAGACGAGAAGGAGUGGAAGGCGGGAAAACGGAAGGCUGAGAGAGACGAGAUGGUGGGACCACUGAUCUUCAGUCUUGUUGAACCUGAAGCCGCUGAGCUUGAUGCUGCUGAGGUUGAGCAGAAGUGUGAACACUACAGUCGGUUCACGAGGUCGAUGGACGAUGGAGUCAGAGAGCUGCUGAAUGUUGGACACACACACUGGAAACGCUGCACUGGACCCCUGCCUAAAGAGUAUGAGAGGAUUGGUCGAGCCUUCAGGAACCUAUCGACUGUUUUCACCAGCAGCAGGUAUCCAGGGGAGGAGACUCUGACGGACGCUCUGACGGCUGCAGGUCAAACAUACGAGCACAUCGCAGAGAUCGUGGCUCAGCAGCCUCAGAAGGACCUUCACUUCCUGAUGGAGACAAACAGCGAGUACAGAGGCAUGCUGGGAAAUUUCCCAGAAAUCCUGGCUGUACACAAGGCUGCAGUGGAAAAGGUGAGAGAAUCCGAUCGUUUGGUUUCUGCAGGAAAAAUCAACAACAGCGAAAGAAAGUUCAUGAACCAACGACUGAGCAACAUGAGCUACUCACUGCAGGCUGAGAUGAACCAUUUUCAUAGCAACCGUAUCUAUGACUACAACAGAGUGAUGCAGCUCUACCUGCAGGAACAGGUGACCUUCUACCAGCAGAUCGCUGAUAAACUGAGAGCAGCUCUGAGCCGGUUCGCCACACUGUGAAGACCACGUGAGGAUGACAUCACUGAUGACAUCACAGCCACAGUUUGAUGAUUUUAAUGUGGAUUGUUCUUGAUGUGUUAAUAAACUUCUUUUUUGAUACGUUUGACUUUAGACUAAUUUAAAUAAAUGUCAUUAAAAGAAUGUUUAGAAGUC